CCAAUCUGCAAUACAAAAAUCAAAACCCCCCCAAAGCCAAAAGUAAGCCUAAGUCACCACAACUAACUCACCAUCCUUACUUCCACAUUCCCUCUCCUCCUACUUUAUAUAUAUGAUCUCUCUCUCCCAAAAGUAAGCCUAAGUCACCGCAACUAACUUCACCAUCCUUACUUUCACAUCUCUCUCUCUCUCUCUCUCUCUAAAUCCUAAAUCAUAUCACCCACAAAAUCAAGUUUAUUUUUGUUUAUUUGUCACCCUACAUCAUUUGAAGCCAUGGAUUGGUUCUCAUGGCUGUCCAAAACUGGCCUAGAGCCCUCACUUGUUUAUGAGUAUGGUCUUGCUUUUGCUCACAAUGAGCUGGAAGAAGAAGACAUAGUCUACUUCAACCAUGAGUUUCUUCAAAGCAUGGGAAUUUCCAUAGCCAAACACAGGCUGGAGAUCCUCAAGCUUGCUAGAAAAGAAAAGGGAACAAGUCCGCGUCCCAUUCGAAAGCUCUUGGUGGCAAUCAAGAGGACCAAGAGGUGCUUAGCUGAGUACGUAAGGACGUGGAUUCGUCGUGAACAAGACGCAUCAGCUCUGGCGCUUGUGACAAGGCCAAGCAAUUACAGGUCAAGGUUUAGAGGCGCCAUGUUGAAGAGGAACAAGAAGAUUAUCAUGGCCAACAACCAAGGCAGCAGGUUGUUGCUCACAAAUGGUAGCCCAGUGGUGGUUUCUGGGCCUCAGGUCGAUAGCUUUUCGAGUCCUGUGGUUUAUGAUCUUCAAAAGGAAGGAAAGAUGGACGGUGAUGAUCAAUAUAAUGAUGAUGGUUAUUGGUCGACUGGGGUUGAAGAGAUCAGGUGGGAUACUAUGUUCCAGGACUUGAAACCCACAUGAAAUUUUAGUUCCUUGUUUUUUUUUCUUAUAUACUUUUUCUAAUUUGGUUUUAGUUUUAGUUUUAGUUUGGUCUUCUUCCUUAUUGUCAUUUGUUUAUGAUAUAAAUUUAAUGGUGAGAGAUGGGAUUUUUUGGGUUCUUCCACCAAGUGAGGUUUUGGCUUUGUGCAUCACAAGACUUUGCUUAGCUUUUUUGAGUGUAGGUGGGUUAUGCAUUUGGCAAACUUUAAUAGCCAAGAGGGUCUCUCCUGCUUUUUU
Prunus mume (Japanese apricot) is the source of this 1128-nucleotide messenger RNA. RefSeq lists its product as uncharacterized. Lineage: Eukaryota; Viridiplantae; Streptophyta; Magnoliopsida; Rosales; Rosaceae. The record is from RefSeq and is a predicted model, not a curated record. Gene Ontology annotation, molecular function: protein binding.